This is a messenger RNA of Colletotrichum chrysophilum, 5136 nucleotides long. RefSeq lists its product as uncharacterized. The record is from RefSeq and is a predicted model, not a curated record. Lineage: Eukaryota; Fungi; Ascomycota; Sordariomycetes; Glomerellales; Glomerellaceae. The transcript has 4 exons. The coding region runs from base 1 to 5136 and encodes 1711 amino acids.
AUGCUGAUUUGUAACCAUAAGGCUGCUGAAAAGUCACUCGAUGAGUUGAAAAGCCUCAAGGGAGCCAACGAAGCUCAAGCUGCCAACGAACUCGCGCAGCGCCCCAACUUUGUUAACCCAUUCAUAAUUGCAUGUGGCACCAAAAAUGCAAAGUUUACCGGAAUCGCCAUCGUCUGCCUCCAGAGGCUCAUCGUCGCCCGCGCGCUUCCCAGGGGGAAGUUGAACCAGGUCCUCGAAGCCUUGAGAGAGGCCACCUCUGCAGGUCUCGAUGUUCAACUCAAAAUUCUCCAGGCCCUGCCUUCUCUCUUGCAAAACUAUGCCACCGACCUCAAGGGCGACCUUCUCAUCACUGCCUUGAACAUUUGCUUCAUUCUGCAGACCAGCAAGAAUGCCAUCGUCAACAACACAUCGGCUGCCACUCUCCAGCAGUUGGUCGUCUCUGUUUUCGACAAGGUGGUUACCGAAGAUAAAGCUGCGACUCCAGGAAGUCCCGCCGGAGAGGCCCCGACUGGCGAUGGCGUGGUUGAGCUACGCGCAGCCGCCUUGGAUGCCCACAGGAUAUUCAACGACCUCUGUCUCAUGACUGAAAACCAACGUCCGGAGUACUUGAGAUUCUCCGGCCUUCCUCAGACGUUUGGUCUAGAGCUGAUAGAGUCGGUCCUAACCAACCACGCCGCAGUCUUUUCAACCCACAAAGAGCAGGCACACAUCCUCCAGAUCCGCGUAAUGCCCUUCAUUAUCAGCGCUCUUAAAGGCAGACCAAAUUUUGCCACAUCUGUCCGCCUUGUUCGGAUUCUUUACACACUAUUGCGAAGACAUAUCAACAUUCUCCCGGCAGCCAGUGGCGACGCCUUGGACAUUUUGACGCAUCUACUCGACCAGGACACCGCCGUGUGGAAGCGGGCCCUCUGCCUAGAGGUCUUUAGGGGCAUUUUCGCCGAACACGCCCUUAUCAGACGGAUCUUUGUCAACUACGAUGCCAAGGAAGGCGAGAAAAACAUUGUCAAACACUUGACAGCGACGUUUGUGAGGCUCAGCACCGAGAAGCCAUCUGUUAUUGGAUUGGGUCACCAGUCAACCAUACCUGUGGCGAACCCCUAUGCUAGCAUCGCAUCAUCGACCGACCAGGCCAUGUUGGAAGCCAGUGGCGUCACUGGUAUCAUCAGCGGAUCUGUUGGUUCGGAUGGUUCUAAUAUCGGAAUCAGCACGCAGUGGAGCAAUGUCAGAGUUCCGUGCAUUGACCAACUGGACAAGACCGAGGCACCGUCUAUCCCAGAGUCCUACAUCUACAGUCUAACAUUGUCCUGCAUCUCAUCGCUUUCUGAGGGCCUCGCAAAGUUCAUUCUUCCCCUGACAGUACCCGGAGAAAGCCGAAGUCGCAAGAGAGGUGGAAAGCAGGAAGCAGGGCGCGACUCCCCGGCACCAUCACAGGAGGAUGCUGAAGGCCAACGCGGUGCAUUGGAACGAUCAGCCUCCUUCAAGAAGAAUCCGGUUCCAAUCAACCCACUUGUCUUGGAGGAUCAUCCGUUGCACAAUGAGGUGAAGAUCUGUGCAGCCAUCAUUGAUGAAUGCUGGCCAGCGAUUCUUGCCACUUGCUCAACCUUCCUCUACGCUGCCAUGGACUCCGAGUACUACCACAGUCUCGUCAGAGCGUUCCAAAAGUUCGCUCAUGUAGCCGGACUGCUUCAGCUGUCGACUCCGAGAGAUGCUUUUUUGACAACGCUUGGAAAGGCCGCCGUCCCUCCAAAUGUCUUCACAGCAUGCCUCAAUGCCGGGACAGCUCGACCCACAACACCCACGCCAACUAACGAAGCUCCUAGCAGCAUUUUCAGUAAUGCUCGAGGGCUGCUUAGCGUUGACAGCUUAGCGACGCAGUCCACGCCGAUCACCGAAAAAGGACGGCAGCAAAGCGUCGAUGGAAGCCAGAUGACUCUUAACACUCGAAACCUCCUUUGCUUGAGAGCCCUCUUGAACCUCGGAAUCGCCCUCGGUCCGACCCUGGGCCCAUCCUGGCGUAUCAUACUCGAGACCUUGCAGCAAGCUGAUUUCGUUCUCUUUUCCACGAGUAAGACUCCUGGACGAACGCCUCUCGCCACGAAAGGGACAGAUCAUCAGGCAGAGGGCGAAGCAAGCGCUCUGUUGUCGAACUUUGCCUCUGAAGUAAGAGCUGUGGAGACAGCUGCCUCAAGACUUAUUGAAAGCACGAUUGACUUCCCCAAUGAUGCUUUUGGAGAGGUCGUGACGGCGAUCUGUAACCUCCUAGAGAGAGCAAACGAAGAGAAGCAAAACGCCGAGACCGCAAGUCAGCCACAGUCUCCGCAAUCCGGCAGUAUAAAACCCCCGGGCCAACAUCGCCGAGUGCUCAGCGUUUCUACGACUGCCGCCGCCGGACCAAACCAAGAAGACCACUUCGCCCUCGCCAAGCUAGGUGAUAUUGCCACAAUCAACAUUGACCGUCUCCUAUCGUACCCACCUGAUGUGUCAGGAUGGACGCCGCUGACAUCCGAGCUCAUCCACAUUCUUAACGCGUCUGCAAUGAAUGCCUCCGUAAGACUGCGCGCUGCAGAUAUUCUGGUUAGACUGGCUCUCGAGUCGGCUAAUGUAGCGGCUACCAUGGAACGCGAUCAAUGUGGGAAAGUGCAGCUUCUCCUCCUAGAGGCACUGCGAGACGCCCUCAUGCCUUUGCAGCGGGAUGACAGGGAGGUGACUGUGGCUAGCCAUGGAACGGAUGUCGAAAUCCACAAGGUGGUGCUCGAAGGCUUGAAGAACCUGCUCGAAAAUUGCGGCGAAACUCUUGUCAGCGGCUGGGAGAUCGCCUUUGAAAUCAUCGGUUCCAUCUUCAUCGACAAGAAGUUCGCCCCUGGUGAGCGCCGGGGUUCUCAAACGGUUGUUCUCAUGACACGAUCAGCGAAGCUUGUCAGAUCUUCGUUCAAUUCUCUUCAACUUAUCUGUUCUGACUUCCUAGCGUCCCUGCCCAAUUCCUGCUUUCUCAUACUUGUUGAUACCCUAUACAAAUUCUGCUCGCAAGAUGACGAUCUCAACAUUGCCCUUACGACCGUAACGUUUUUCUGGGUACUCUCCGACUUCCUCUCUGGCAAGACGGAAUCCCUGCCAAUCACCGCCGAUCUGAUGCAGGGCUCGAGUAUUUCGGAUCUAGCUGCGCUUGCCGCAAACUCUGAGCACACGGCAUCGGAUGCUGCCCUGUGGAUGCUUCUGCUCCUCAGGCUCACGACCGUCACUGCCGAUGAGAGGCUUGAGCUUCGAAACAGCGCAAUUCAGACACUGCUCAGGAUCUUUGACGCGUACGGCGACAAGCUCAGCCCUGAGGCCUGGUCCAUCUGCGUCAAGUCCGUGGUUUUCAAACUUCUGUCUUCGAUCGAAGACGAGCUCCAGGCUGCUGCCAGUGAAAACUCAGCACACCGCGACCGUAAGGAAUGGCACGAGACCGCGGUGGUGGUCUUGAACGGCAUAUCCGAACUCCUGGCCACAUACAUGGAGCCUCUCUCGACUCAUUCCUCCUUCAACGGCCUCUGGCAGGAACUUCUGGGCCACUUCACAACUUUGCUCGACUUCAAGGUUCUCAACAUCAACACGGCCACCUACAAGGCUCUUGGGAAGGCCAUCAAGUUCGAGGAAGAACCGGGCAGGCCGAUCUUUGACACGGAUACGGUCAAUGCCGCGUGGGAAAUGUGGUCCCGGGGAACACCAACCUCCCUCGACGAGGACGAUGGAAAGAAGGCUGACAACCAGAACUGCUUGAUAGCCUACGUCGCCGCCUUCCAUGACGUCUAUCAGCUGGUCCAGCAGGACCUGACGGUUGACCGAGUGCGCCAGAUGCUCACCCUCUUCCGCGAGGCCCUGCAACAAGCCACUGUCGGAGCCUAUGUCAACGACGUUGAGUACGUCACGCCACUACAGAACCAGGUCCUCGAAGCCAUCAAGAUGGUCCGAGCAGACCUCGCCGGCGUGCCCUCCGCAAUGAUCUCCCAGGUGGCAGAGUUCGUCCGCUUAGCAUUCUCAGAUGAAGCUCUCAAGUCCCACGGCUCCACGAGGAGAACCUACAUCGCAAUGUCCAAGGCUAGCAUGGCGAUUCUGCAGACCCUCAUUCUGAAGAACGCUUCCGACGCGGAUAUCUACUCCAGCGAAGCCUUCUCCGCCGCCCUCUCGGCCCUCUCCAAGCCCGUCAUCCUGAAAUACGGCUUCCCGAUCGUCACAAAGUCAGCACAACCAUGGCGCCUGUCCACAAACACAAUCAUCGCCGUCCUGGAAGCCACACUCCCGCAGAUCCGUAAUCUCGAAGUGCCUCGCGAGACCCUGCAGUCCAUCUGGCAGAUGAUUGUCGAAAUCGCAGACGGCAUCGUCAGCGCAGACACAAACGUCGCCCCGCCGUCCGCCGACCUCGCCGACGACGAGUCGUUCGACAUCACGUCCUUCCACAAACUCCGCGAGCUCAUCAUCCCCUCCCUCGGCGCCGAGGCAAUCCCAGACACAACCCGCAAAGCCUACGCCGAAUCCCUCUUCCGCACCACAAUCAUCCACGCCCCCUCUCCAGCGGAAGCAGCCCUCCUCUCCACAAGCGACGGCACCGGCCUUGCAUCCCUCUACACCAAACGCAACGGCCGCACCAUCGAUCCCGCGCCCACCCGCCGCCAGCGCAUCGCCUACGUCUGCCUCGUCGAGCUCUUCUCCCUCGUCUCCGUCUACAGCGAAGACUCCGUCCGCAUCGUCGUCCAGCCGCCCACGCCGGCCUUCCCGCCACCCCGCUCCGUGCUCUCCGAGGCGCCCCAGGCCCUGCACAUCCGCAUCGCCCGCACCGCCGCCCCCUUCCUCAUCCUCCGCACCGCGCUCACCAUCCGCGCCUACAUCGCCGACCAGCCCCUCCGCGGCCGCAUGCCGCAGCCACUCUCCCAGCGCAAGGAGCUCCUCCGCGUCCUCCGGCAGCUCGUCGACCUCACCUCCACCUCGGACGCGAUCCCCGACACCCCCAACGUCGAGAGCGACGGGAGGAAGCACCUGCUGCGCCUGUACCCGCUCCUCGUCAGCGCGGUGCAGGUGGCAGGCGGCUCGGGCGACGAGGCGGUCCUGAAGCUGUGCACCGAAGCCCUCGAGGUCGUAGGCGGCGAACUCGGGCUUUAA